CGGCAGUCCUUUCUGAAGCCUGACUGGGUCGAAUUCCUUCGAGCUUUGCAUAUUCGUUAGGUCAACAGAACAGCACAACGAAGCGCACCAAAAUCACAAUGGGCAGCAUUCGCACCUAAGCCUCCUUCUAGGCGAAGUUCGCGCGGGCGUCAGCUUUGCAGUAGUAUCAACGCACCCACUUCUCGCGCCAUCACAGCCCCACAGGAUCUUCCUAUUAGGUCCCACUGCCACGUGCCUCGUUUCCCGCAAUCACACGCCACACAGGGCGUUUCCACUCGAGCCACUUGCUAGGACGUCACGCAACCAGGAGUCGUGGAAUCAUCAUAUCCGCGCUGCCGAAGUCACAGAAAACAACACGUUGUCAGACAUUUAGCUAUUUUAAGGUGUCUCUCGACGCCGCUUUUAUCAACUCCCCAAUCAGACGACGCUCUCGAUCGUCUCGCAAGUCCUCGGAAACACUGUUCCGUGCGGUUCCCUCAAACCCCGCUGCACUCUCGUCCCUAGCCGCCUCCGAAUACGCAGCAAUAGAAUCCGCUAACAAUCCCACCCACUCCGCUGUCCGCUGUCACUGCCGGUUCGCCGUCGUCAUACACUGUCAACUUGACGGCGUGAGUCAGCUGCUCGCAUCCACGGCUGCCGUUAUCUCGUCGUCCAGCGCGUCACCUCCUCUUCAAUGGCGUCCACCUCUCACCUCGCAGGCUGCUACUCGCCCGUUCAGCCGCCGCCGCUCCGUUCUUUCCUCGCCGCAGCUCUGGUGCUUUCCCUUGGCUGCAUAGCCCCAGCCGUCGCUGUAGAGCACGUCACCGGCAGCACCAGAUACUAUUAUGUGUCAUCCAAGACCAAGGGCGUUCACCCUUCACCCUACACUGGCUCUUUCAGAGUGUCCGUAAAAAUGACUGAGUUCUCGCAGCUGGUCCAAUACACUCUCCGAGUGUUCGGCCUGCCUCAGAAGCCCAAAGCCACCUUCUCUCAAGUCGGCAUUUUCAAGGGUCAAGAGUCCGCCACAGGUCCUCUGGUGGCAUCCUUUCCCUGCAGGAUGCGCACUGUAAUCACUGGAUGGGUUUGCUUCGGUGAGGCCCGUAAGCCCCUGGAUAAGUCAUGGACCCCCAAGUUCAAUGCAGCUGCUCUAAUCAGUGGCGGGGUGUAUGACACACCCGGUAACUUCUAUGUUUCUGUUACGUACAGUGGAGCGACCAGUGCCUCUGGUGGAUCUAAUGGCACCAUAAGGGGACAGUUGGUGGGCUAAGGAUUGGUUGGCAGACGCCAACCACAGAAACUCCACCGUGCUUUCAUUCAUGGCCUAUCCUUCAGUGCCGGCCGGUUUCCUGCGCUUUCUAAGUCUCAGGUGAGGUGGCACCUGUUCGGCUAAAUCUGUUGUGCUUGGAAUCACAGCUAGUUUGUUCUUUCCAUGCAUCGUUCGCUCUAAUUAGUGUGAAGUAGAAAUUGAUAUGAUGAUUGAGCCCCCUUUAUGGUUUGAUUGAGUUCUUGUUGGGUUCAUAUCAUUUUCAAGACGUUGGACUUAAUUAUUUAAAGCCCUAACAAACCCUUGUGAUUCCUUGCCGCUGUCGACCAGGUAGCAACAGCAAUCGCCUGCAAAAUGAUAGCACCACAUCAGUCACUAACGGAGCCUUGGGUAAGUUGUGCCGAGCCUAUCCACAAGCUAAGGCACUGUAUAUGCCCGGCGCGAAGCCUUCUUGCCAGAUCACCCCUUGGGAGCGUCCAGCGAGUCCCUUGAUGCCACGUAAAUAGAUCUGGUUCGGGAGACACUUUGAAGGGAAAUUCCCAACCAGGGCUUACCUUAGGGUUUUUCGUCCACACGGCAGACCCGGGUAUCUCUUUCGUGGGACCCAGAAAGCGGGCAUAUGUGAAACGAUACUCAUCGAAAUCCGGGUAAGAAAGAAAUGGCACUGCAGUCC
This is a messenger RNA of Closterium sp. NIES-67, 1916 nucleotides long. Lineage: Eukaryota; Viridiplantae; Streptophyta; Zygnematophyceae; Desmidiales; Closteriaceae. The record is from the annotation of a GenBank genome assembly.